AUGUGUCCUUUGCUUAGGCGCCAGUAUGAGUCCGGUGUUCUUAUAACGGGUGUCCAAUUAUUCACACUGCCACCAGAAAGACUGAGAUAUGAACUCAUCGGAACGUGUCACAGCACGUGCACUCGUAAGACCUUCAAAGGACCGGUUUGGGUCACGUCCGUCUGGAACCACAUGCACUACGCAGGUAGGAAAUAUAAGGGCACAUUACAUAACAUACGUCAUCAAAUAGGUUUAAUAACGCUCUACUUUAAUUUGAUAAUAAUUUUCGGAUUCUUUAAUAUUUUUUUUGCAUAAUUGAUCGUAUGAUUAAUAUUACUAUUCUAUAAAUAAUCCGAGAAACAAUGGUAAUGACAAUGAUUGUACCAUAGACUAAAGUAAUUUGACAAAACAUGCAUUAAAGCAACGCACUUUAUAAGAACCCCAAUUAAUGCUAACCCUGUGAAUUUUAUUUUGCGUGCCUAUUGAACAUAGCGUAACAGCCAUACACACCUCCAUAGAGAAGUUAUUAUUUGUCAUGUGGAAAUUAAGUUAGUAAGUAAUCAAGUAACGCCAUGCCAUCGAACUGCAGGUAGAAGUGGGACAAUCGAACUGAUCAGAAACAAUACCAGCAGCUUUAUCAUUAACGAGACUUCCUACAGCUAUGACAGUCCGCAAGUCCAAAAUUAG
Messenger RNA from Lymnaea stagnalis (great pond snail), 666 nucleotides. Lineage: Eukaryota; Metazoa; Mollusca; Gastropoda; Lymnaeidae. The record is from the annotation of a GenBank genome assembly.